Molecule: messenger RNA, 1530 nt
Organism: Saxophila tyrrhenica
Lineage: Eukaryota; Fungi; Ascomycota; Dothideomycetes; Mycosphaerellales; Extremaceae
Exons: 2
Coding region: 1-1530 (509 amino acids)
Source: RefSeq, a predicted model, not a curated record
AUGGCGGAAGUAGAAGAAUCAUCGAAAAGACAGACUCUUAUUUCUCAACAUCUCCGUCCUAUCUUGCGGCCAAACCUAACAACAGAGCCAUUGACAACACAAGCACCAUAUUCAUACUCGACUUCAGAUUCUCGAACCGCAGAACUCUGCCCUCCUCACUGGCGGCGUGCAAAGCAGAGAGGAGUACGGCACAAGCUCAAAGGUAUCCUCUUGAAGGACUUGCAAAGCUACAAAUUCAAAUCGCCACCGAGCAGCUCUCCUGACAAGAGACCGGCCAUGAUGCGGAUGAAAGACUCGGACGACUACAUUACCGCCCGUGCAGCAAACCCGCGGACCGGACUGAUAUCGCCGAGUGUGGGCACGCUAUCUUCCAGACCUCCACCAACGCCAGAAUCACCCGCUGAGGCCCUGAAAUGGAAAGACGACCACCCGCCCUCCCCCACGCCAGACGUCAAAGCCAGACCAGCCCUCAGACGAGCCUUCGAAGGCCGAAAAGGCCGCACAAAGGGCGUAGCAAAAUGGUCCAUGAACGACGACGGCUGGUCUACAAACGCCUCCGUCGCUUCACCGAGAAUCACAGCGGCCGACGCAGACACUGACCUCUGCAUCUCGAAGUCGCACCCUCACCUGGCUGACGAUGCGUUUAUGGUGCACAUGCCUUCAGCUCGGGAGCCGCAGCCGUAUGCGUAUCCGGGAUACUCGGCGAAGGAGAUCGAUGCGUUUGAGUAUUACAGGCAGAAGGCGAGGAGGGUGUCGUCUGAGGGUUAUGAUAGGAGGAUACUCAUCCGAGAUCAGAAUGUUUCUGCGUAUCCUGGAGGCAUUCAGCAGGAUCUUCAGCAUGCAAAGACAAGAGGGGCCAAAGAGAACGAAUCUCAAGCUCAAAUGUUCACGCGGACUCCAUUCGAUGCCAUCAGGACAGUCAAGACGCGGCCAGCUCAGCAGACACUGCGCACCUCGAACGACGACAUGCACUGUUUCGGCGGCGCCGAACUCCAAACAGCCUCCUUCGCUCCCUUCUCCUCCCCACGAACGCCAGCACCGCACUUCGGACCCGAGCUCACCACCGCGCUCAAAACCAUCCACAAACCAGCACCCGGGAGUCCCGUCCUCCGCAAACCACUCCCGCACGACGACCACCACACCCCACCCACAGCCGACUCCUCCCCCGACCUCCGCCACCUCCCCCUAAUCCGCCUAAUCCACCCCCUCCACGCUUCCUCCCCCCGCAACCCAGCGCAAGGGCACCGCCAAUGCUCCCUCGGCUGCGACAAGGACGCUUCCACCUCCUUGUGCGUCCCUUUUCGCUUGGCGGCGGGACACGAUGCGACCACCUCUGCUUCACCGUCCCUCUUCGCCGGUGUCGCGCAGCCGAGCGUUGGCAAGGGCGAACAAGGAGACGGCCAAGCUUCUCAGAGGGGUGUACAGGGGGUGGAGGCCGGGAGGACGUCGGUCUUGGCUGAUAUACUGAUCGCGGGGAUGAUUAUUUUGGUGCCGUUGAGGAUCAUGAAAUGGGUGUGUGUGGGUGGGUAG